AUGAUGCACCAGGUCAGCAGCUCACCCUUCUUAAAGCCCUUUUUCCUGAAGACGCCCGUCAGGGUGGUCAGCCCCCGGCCGCAGAGGCGACACACGCUCCCCGCCAGCGAGUUCCGGAACCUCAACCCACAGGACGCCAUCAGUGUGUUUGAGAUCGAGCGGGAAGCAUUCGUCUCCGUUUCUGGAGAGUGUCCUCUCACGCUGGAGGAGGUGCUCAGCUUCCUCGGCCAGUGUCCUGAGCUCUCUCUUGGCUGGUUUGAGGAAGGACAGCUGGUGGCCUUCAUCAUUGGCUCCGGCUGGGGCAAAGAGAGGCUCGCACAAGAUGCCAUGACCCAGCACGUUCCGGACACCCCCACGGUGCACAUCCAUGUGCUGUCAGUGCACCGUCACUGCCGCCAGCAAGGCAAGGGCUCCAUCCUCCUGUGGCGCUACUUACAGUACCUGCGCUGUGUACCAGGGCUCCGCCGUGCCCUGCUCAUCUGCGAGGACUUCCUGGUGCCCUUUUAUCUCAAGGCCGGCUUCAAGGAGAAGGGGCCCUCGGCCAUCUCCGUGCCCAACAUGGCCUUCCGAGAGAUGGAGUACUUGUUGGGUGGGCAGGCCUACGCACGGCGGAACAGCGGCUGCUAG
Lampris incognitus (smalleye Pacific opah) is the source of this 627-nucleotide messenger RNA. RefSeq names its product arylalkylamine N-acetyltransferase 2 (gene aanat2). The record is from RefSeq and is a predicted model, not a curated record. NCBI's taxonomy places the organism in Eukaryota, Metazoa, Chordata, Actinopteri, Lampriformes, Lampridae. Gene Ontology annotation, cellular component: cytoplasm. Gene Ontology annotation, molecular function: aralkylamine N-acetyltransferase activity. Bases 1 to 627 code for a protein of 208 amino acids. Gene Ontology annotation, biological process: circadian rhythm; response to light stimulus. The transcript has 3 exons.